ACCCAUUCGACGAGGUGGGGCUGUGUACAGUGGGGCCUGUGGAUUCCGGGAGGAAGAGAUCCGGGAGAAGCUGCAGGCCUUUCCUGGGGGGUCAAUUGACUUGGUCAAACAGGAGUCUGGGAUUGCACUGAUGACCAUCAACAACCCAGCUCGCAUGAAUGCUUUCACAGGUACCAUGAUGCUGGAGCUGCAGGACCGUGUGACUCAGCUGGAGGAGUGGACCGAGGGGAAGGGUCUCAUCCUCCACGGCGCUGCUGGGACUUUCUGCUCUGGGUCGGACCUGAACGCAGUCAGGGCCAUAUCCAACCCCCAGGACGGGAUGAAGAUGUGCAUGUUUAUGCAGAACGUGCUGACCAGGCUGCUCAGGCUGCCUCUCAUCUCUGUUGCACUCGUGGAGGGGAGGGCACUGGGAGGCGGGUCUGAGCUCACCACUGCCUGCGACUUCAGACUGAUGACGCAGGGCAGCGAGAUCCAGUUUGUUCACAAGCACAUGGGCCUGGUGCCUGGCUGGGGUGGUGCUGCCCGACUCGUACGCAUCGUGGGCAGCCAGAACGCCCUUAAGGUGCUGGCCGGCGCCAGGAAGGUGGAUACGGAUUACGGCGAACGGAUCGGUCUGUCAGAUGGCACCGUGACCCCUCAGUCUGGGGAGAGCACAGCUCUGGGUGAGGCAGAGAAGUGGCUGAGUGCUUUCACCAAAGGCCCCGCCCCAGUGAUCAGAGCAGUGAAGAAGGUGGUGCUGUCGGGGAGAGAGCUCCCCCUGGAGGAUGCCCUGAGAACUGAAAAAGAUGUAUUUGGAACCGUCUGGGGUGGGCCUGCCAACCUUGAGGCCUUGGCCCGCAAGCCCAAACAUAAGUGAUUGUGAACUGGACAAAGAGCAGCAAAAUCAUGACACAUAAUAACUGUAAACCUACUGCCCUGCAGGGACAGGCAUGGUGGAGACAGACACACACCAUUGAAUGUGAGUAAUUCGGCUCUGCUGCUAACGUUCUACCGAGGUCUUGGUGGUAAAGAAAUUCCAGUCGUACGGACACCAUACAGACACACUGAAGAUGAACUACAGGUUGGCCUUAGUGAUUUGCCUUCCAUCUGCAACCCACUUCAUGUUUCUCAUGUUCUUGCUGCAGUUGAACCUUAACAAAAACCACAACCAGCCUGUUAUCCCUGCUAAUGUCUACACAGCCAUGGGAAUAUUAACAGGGUUCAUCUACACUGAAGAUGCAGUACUGUGCCAGUGUACACAAUUCACAUUGCAUUAACCGUGGAGUGUCUGUCUUCAGGCCACUAGUGGCACCUGUUGGAGUUUCUCACUCUUGUGUUAGGU
This is a messenger RNA of Megalops cyprinoides (Indo-Pacific tarpon), 1321 nucleotides long. It is a transcript of the gene echdc1, whose product is annotated as enoyl CoA hydratase domain containing 1. Gene Ontology annotation, cellular component: cytosol. The record is from RefSeq and is a predicted model, not a curated record. Gene Ontology annotation, biological process: fatty acid beta-oxidation. NCBI's taxonomy places the organism in Eukaryota, Metazoa, Chordata, Actinopteri, Elopiformes, Megalopidae. Gene Ontology annotation, molecular function: enoyl-CoA hydratase activity. The coding region runs from base 131 to 856 and encodes 241 amino acids. The transcript has 5 exons.